Molecule: messenger RNA, 1487 nt
Organism: Canis lupus familiaris (dog)
Lineage: Eukaryota; Metazoa; Chordata; Mammalia; Carnivora; Canidae
Gene: TEX13B
Product: testis expressed 13B
Exons: 4
Coding region: 318-1460 (380 amino acids)
Source: RefSeq, a predicted model, not a curated record
AAACUUCUGUGGGACCAGUUAGGGUCAGUUCUUAAGAUCCCCCUGUGGCAGUGAGAAACAACAGCAGCAGUGGACUGACUCUCCAACCAACUUUAGAAACAAAACUGGCUCUAGCUUGAAGACUGGUUUUUGAAAGCGGAUUCUCUUAUGUCCUGGCAUUUGGGAGGAACCAUCCUCAAAAAUUCCCUCCCCCCCCCGCUGUCUCUGGAAGUUGGAACAGUCCCAGAGUAAAAGCCUCGACGGUUGGCCCCAAGACUUCCUUUUCUCGGAGCCCUUGGAGGGAAAGGGCCAGCCAACCCCUAAAGUACUCAGUCAUCAUGGCCUUGAAAUCUGACGACCCCACUGGUGGGUUCCAGCAUGACAAUGUGGUAGCUUUCAUCAAUGAGAAAAUGGCUGGGCACAUAAAAGGCCCUGAGUUCUACAUCGAGAAUCUAUCCCUGUCCUGGAAGGAGGUGGAGAACAAGCUCAGGACCAUCCUGGAGGACACCACAGUGUCCAGCGAGGCCAAAGAGGCCUGUGCCUGGAGCAGCCUGGCCCUGGGCGUGCGUUUCGCCCGUAGGCAGGGCCAGUUACACAAGCAUAGGGUACACUGGCUGCACGAUUUUGCCAAACUACAUAAGUCAGCAGCACAUGCCUUGGCCUCAGACCUAAAGGAAUUCACAGAGCAGCAGGAGAUGGAGCGCAAGGAGGCAGCCUUUCGGCUGCAGCUGGCCCAGUCCAACCUGGCAGAGAUGCAGAAGGAACGGGAUCUACUAAGGUGGAAGCUCUUCCAGCUGGGUUCUACCCAGGAGCGGGGCGGGGUCUCAGAGGAGCCAGGCCUGGCCACUGCCUGUGAGACUGGGACAGAGGGAGCAAGUGAGGAGGAAGAUGAGGCCGGAGCUGCUGCUACUUCUACUACCGCUGCUGGUGCCACAGGAAGAGGAAGAAGAAGACAGAAGGAUGCAGAGGGGGCAGAAACUGCAAAGGCGAUGAGUAGAGGCCUCAUGCAGCUGCUGGGAGCUGUGGAGCGGAAAAAUUACACCACUGGUGGGCAGAGGGAGGGAGAUCUCAGGUCAGUGGAAACAGCCAUGUUUUAUUUCUCUGGGACCCUCAAGCCUGGGUCCAGAGUCGCACCAUCGCCCCUUCCUGUCCAGCUCCCUGCCUCAUUCACAUACUCCUACUCUUGCCCCUCAUCCCCCUUCCCGCCUGCACCCACACCAUCCCCACCAGCAGCAACAUUCACUGCAGGAGCUCCAUUUCCAACAUCUCCACACAUGUGGUCUGAUGCGGGGUCCCAGGGAACAGGAACUCAAGAAUCCCAAAGAGACAGGAGAGACUCUGAACCCUAUCAGCAGAGAAGACCUCCCAUAUUUCGCAGGCCUGGGGAUUGGGACUGCCCUUGGUGUAAAGCUGUGAAUUUUUCACGGAGGGAAAUCUGCUUCCGAUGUGGGAGGGGAAUUUGGCUGCAAAGCCCUCAGUAAAUUCAGAAAUGUGAAACAGAACAGAAA